Molecule: messenger RNA, 2478 nt
Organism: Anolis sagrei ordinatus
Lineage: Eukaryota; Metazoa; Chordata; Lepidosauria; Squamata; Anolidae
Gene: TMPRSS6
Product: transmembrane serine protease 6
Biological process (GO): proteolysis
Molecular function (GO): protein binding; serine-type endopeptidase activity
Source: RefSeq, a predicted model, not a curated record
ACUACCUCUCCAGUCAUUAUUUACAUAUAGACAUGCAUGUGUCAGAUUUUGGAUGAGAGCACUCCAGGCCACCACAGCAACAGAAGCCUUCGAAAGAUACCCAUGAUGGAGAGAGAGGAAAAGGAAAAGGAUGCAGUGGAAUUUCCUCAAGAGAAACGAAAGAACCACUUUCGAAACUGCCAGCGUUGCCUCCCACUUUGGAUAGUCUUUGUACUGUUGGGUGGAGCAGGUGCCAUAACUUGGUACUUCUUAGAUUACAGACCCCGGCAUCUUCUUGAGUCAAGUCCCCUACAUUUCUAUUCUGGCAGUCUGAGAAUUAUCAAUCGGCAAUAUUCCCUGGAUCAUGGAUGGAUGGAAUCCAGAGCCUUCUGGGCAGAGACAAGAAAGACACAGAAAAUGCUCAAAGACCUUAUUCAUGCCACAGAUCUGUCUCCUUACUACAAUUCUAGUGCUGUUUAUGCCUUUGGGGAGGGAUCCCUCACCUGCUUCUUAUGGUUUGCUCUUCGAGUCCCAACAAACCAGCGUGAUGAGAUGACUGCAGAGAAAGUGAAAGUCAAACUUGAUGCAGAACUUCUCACUACCUUCAAUAAAACAAGUCACAUGUCCUUUCAGACUGAAUACCAGGUUGAUCCCAAAUCCUUGGUUUUGCUAGAUUCCAGUGUGAAAGACAUAAUAGUGCUGAAAUCCACAUUGGGCUGCUACAGAUACAGCUAUAUCAGGGAGGAUACAGUCUUAAAGCUGAAGGGACCAGACUUUCUCGCCUCCAGCUGCCUUUGGCAUCUUCAUGGCCCCAAAGAUCACAUGAUAAAGCUACGCCUGGAAUGGACCCUCCCAGAAUGCAGGGACCGGCUGGCCAUGUAUGAUGCAGCUGGACCUCUGGAGAAGCAGCUCAUCACAUCGCUGUAUGGUUGCAGCCGCCAGGAGCCGGUGGUAGAAGUCCUGUCUUCUGGGCCCAUCAUGUCUGUGGUGUGGAAGAAGGGAAUGUACAGCUACUAUGAUCCUUUCAUACUAUCUGCCCAGGCUGUGCCCUUGGAAGUCUGCCAGGUGAAUCUAACUCUGCGGAAAAGCUGGGAGUUGCAAGGAAACAUCAAGACUCCUUAUUACCCUAGUUACUAUGCACCUAACACCCAGUGCACUUGGCAUAUGAUGGUGCCAUCUCUAGAAUAUGGCGUUGUUCUUUGGUUUGAUGCUUAUACUCUCAGAAGGCAGAAAUACGACCUCCCGUGUACUCAGGGACAAUGGACCAUCCAGAACAGAAGGUUGUGUGGCCUACGGACUUUGCAAGCCUAUGCUGAAAGGAUCCCUGUGGUGUCCAGUGCUGGUGUCACCAUCAAUUUCACUUCCCAGAUCACCUUAACUGGGCCUGGUGUUCAGGCUGCUUACAGUCUAUAUAAUCAAUCAAAUCCCUGUCCAAGAGAAUUCCUUUGCUCAGUGAAUGGACUAUGUGUGCCAGCUUGUGAUGGGAUUGAGGACUGCCCCAAUGGACUAGAUGAGAGAAAUUGUGUUUGCCCAGGAAAAUUCCAGUGCCAGGAAGACAGCACCUGCAUUGAGUUCUCUAAGGUCUGUGAUAAGCAUCUAGACUGUGCCAAUGGCAGUGAUGAAGAGCAAUGCAAUGAAGGGGUUCCCUGCGGACUCUUCACUUACCAGUGUGCUGAUGGGAGCUGUGUGAAGAAACCCAAUCCUCAAUGUGACUCCGUUCCUGACUGCAAGGAUCGAUCUGAUGAAAUGCACUGUGAGUGUGGAGAACAGGAGGUCCCAACAAACCGGAUUGUGGGUGGUACUCAUUCUGCGGAAGGGGAAUGGCCAUGGCAAGCUAGUCUGCAGGUUCGUGGGCAUCAUGUUUGUGGUGGAACUCUGAUUGCAGAUCGCUGGGUGAUUGCUGCCGCUCACUGCUUCCAGGAAGACAGCCAGGCUUCUCCUACGGUUUGGACCAUCUAUCUUGGCAAGCAAUUUCUGAAUGUCAGCAGUCCCAAUGAGGUCUCCUUCAAAGUGAGCCGUAUUUUGCAGCACCCCUACUAUGAAGAAGAUAGCCAUGACUAUGAUGUGGCACUGCUGCAGCUUGACCACCCUGUCAUUUAUUCUGCCUUCAUCCGACCUAUUUGUCUGCCUGCUGGUUCCCAUCUGUUUGAACCUGGCCUCCUGUGCUGGAUCAGUGGCUGGGGGGCAGUCAAGGAAGGAGGUCACACUAGCAAGAUCUUGCAAAAAGCAGAUGUUCAGCUAGUGCAGCAGGACAUCUGCAAUGAGGCCUAUCACUACCAGGUCACACCAAGAAUGCUUUGCGCUGGCUACCAGGAUGGAAAUAAGGACUCUUGUCAGGGUGACUCUGGAGGACCUCUUGCUUGCCAGGAGGUUAGUGGCAAGUGGUUUCUAGCUGGUGUGGUAAGCUGGGGAAUUGGAUGUGGACGUCCCAACCACUAUGGAGUCUACACCAGGAUCACCAGUGUGAUGGGAUGGAUGAAGCAAGCAAUGUUGAGCUGA